Messenger RNA from Linum tenue, 4101 nucleotides. The record is from the annotation of a GenBank genome assembly. NCBI's taxonomy places the organism in Eukaryota, Viridiplantae, Streptophyta, Magnoliopsida, Malpighiales, Linaceae.
CUCUAAUUGGUCCAUUUCCAGUCCCUACUGUGCUAGCUCCACUCCCUGCUUCAUAGCCAGCCAGUCAGACUAGCAUUCCAUUUCACAUUCUACAGCUCCACUCCAAAGGAGAAAGCCGAUGAAAUAAAGGAGAGGUCUAGGAUGCUAGCUUUUGCUAAGAAACAAAAGAAAGGAUACUAACCCAAAUAGAAAGAAAGAGAGAAGCAAAUAGAUAGAAAUGAGAGCUGAUUUGUCAAAUGUUCUGUUGGUCCCAAUCAUCAUCUGCUCCAUUUCAUUUGUUUGGAUUUCUGGGUUCGCAGCAACUACCUCCAAUUAUAAGCUUCAUCCUUCUGAAGUGAAGGCAUUAAGAGAUAUAGGUAAGAAGCUGGGGAAGAAAGGCUGGGAUUUCGGGAAAGAUCCUUGCAGUGGAGAAGGGAACUGGGUUGUUACUGAUAGCAGGAAAGGGUUUGAGAGCUAUGUGAUUUGUGACUGCCCAAUUAGUGCCAGUGCCAGUGCUGUUGCAGUUCAUGGUACUAUCAAUCUCAUCAACUCCACUACCUCCAGUUCCACUUGCCAUGUCACCUCAAUAAGUUUGAAGUCUCAAAACUUGUCUGGAACUCUCCCACCGGAAUUCUCAAGGCUUCGCUACCUUAAAUCACUGGAGCUCAGUAAAAAUAUACUGUCUGGUACCGUACCUCCCCAAUGGGCUACCUUGCCUUUGGUAGAGCUCUAUGUUAUGGGCAACCGGCUAUCCGGUCCAUUUCCAAAAGUUCUUGCCAACAUUACCACUCUCAGAAACCUGAGCAUUGAAGCUAACCAAUUUUCAGGACCAAUUCCCCCAGAAAUUGGGAAAAUGAUAAACAUGGAGAGACUUCAUAUAAAUUCAAAUGCAUUCACUGGAAAGUUACCUGUUCAACUUACCAAGUUGGUUAACUUGACUGAUCUGAGGAUAAGUGAUAAUAACUUCUCCGGUAGGAUUCCGAACUUCAUCAACAAAUUGAUAAAGCUUGAAAAAUUACAAAUACAAGGUUGCUCUCUGGAGGGCCCUAUACCUUCUACCAUUUCAUCAUUGACAAGCUUAACUGAUCUGCGGAUCACAGACUUAAAAGGUAGGGAUUCAACCUUCCCGCCACUCCAGGAUAUGGAAGCUCUGAAGACGCUGGUACUACGGAGCUGUUUACUGUCAGGAGACAUCCCUGAGUACCUGAGCUACAUGAAAAAACUGAAAACUCUUGAUCUCAGCUUCAACAAUCUGACUGGAGAACUUCCAGAAUCUUUUGGUCGGCUUGCCAAAGCAGAUAUCAUCUACUUGACCAGAAACAAACUCAGAGGAUCUAUACCACAAUGGAUCUUGGAGAGAAAUAAGAUUGUAGAUAUUUCGUACAAUAAUUUCACCUGGGGAAGCUCAAGUCCAACGGAAUGUCCUAGAGGAAGCGUAAAUUUAGUGGAGAGUUAUUCCUCCUCAACAACUAAACUGAGCAGAAUUCAUCCUUGCUUGAGACAGAAGUUUCCAUGUUGUAUGUCCAAAAAACAAUACCGUUACUCGCUACAUAUUAACUGCGGUGGUAAGGAAACGAGCCUGAAUAACACCUUCUAUGAAGCUGAUAGAGAACCUAGAGGUGCUUCCAUGUACUACUCCAGUCAGAACUGGGCAAUGAGCAGCACUGGGCACUUUGUGGACAAUGAUGUCGAUGCAGACACCUAUAUUCAAUACAACAACUCAGCUAUUAUAUCCACAGAAUCUGCUCCCAACUCCCAACUCUACACAACAGCACGCGGCUCUCCUAUCGCUCUCACUUACUAUGGACUUUGCCUUGGAAAUGGGAACUACACUGUGAAACUUCACUUUGCAGAGAUUGUUUUCACAAACGAUAGUUCAUUCUUUAGUGUCGGAAAGCGAAUGUUUGAUGUGUAUGUACAGGACAAGUUGGUGCUGAAGGAUUUCAACAUUGAAGCUGAAGCUGGUGGCCCUGCUAGGCCAAUAAUAAAGACAUUCACAGUUUCUGUAACAAGCAAUACACUAAAGGUCCACUUUUAUUGGGCUGGAAGAGGGACAACAGGGAUACCCUUAAGAGGAAUUUACGGUCCUCUCAUAUCUGCUAUAUCAGUCGAUCCAAACUUCGUCCCACCUUCUCCUGAAAGCAGCAGAAGGCAGCAUGUCAUCAUCAUUGCUGGAGCUGCUGCCGGAGCAUUUUUAAUAGUGCUUCUUCUCCUGGGUAUACUCAGGAGAAAUGGAUUGUUGGGAGGCCAACCAGCUGAAGACAAAGAGCUACGAGGACUGCUAGACCUGCAAACAGGGCUAUUCACACUAAGGCAGAUAAAAACAGCUACCAAUAAUUUUGAUGCUGUAAAUAAACUUGGGGAAGGUGGUUUUGGUUGUGUUUAUAAGGGAGAGUUAGCAGAUGGAACAAUUAUUGCAGUGAAGCAGCUGUCCUCGAAAUCGAAGCAAGGAAACCGUGAAUUCGUAACCGAGGUAGGCAUGAUAUCUGCACUGCAACAUCCCAAUCUAGUAAAGCUGUAUGGAUGCUGUGUAGAGGGAAACCAAUUGAUUCUCAUAUACGAGUACAUGGAGAACAACUGUCUAUCCCGCGCACUUUUUGGAAAGGAUCCAGCGUGCAGGUUGAAGUUAGACUGGCCUACGAGGCAGAAAGUUUGCUUGGGGGUGGCCAGAGGUCUGGCCUACCUUCACGGGGAAUCAAGAAUCAGAAUUGUGCAUAGGGACAUCAAGACGAGCAAUGUGUUGCUUGAUAAGGAUAUGAGUGCCAAAAUCUCCGAUUUCGGAUUGGCAAAGCUGCAUGAAGAUGAGGAUACCCACAUUAGCACUAGAGUUGCUGGAACCAUAGGCUAUAUGGCUCCUGAAUAUGCUAUGCGUGGGUGCUUGACCAGCAAGGCAGACGUGUAUAGCUUUGGAGUAGUUGCAUUGGAAAUCGUCAGUGGAAAGAGCAACACAAAUUACAGACCUAAAGAAGAAUAUGUUUACCUUCUUGACUGGGUAAUGUGUUUCCCCCCUCCAUUCUCCAUCACCUUAAUGUAUGCAGUUUGUCUCUGAGGGGUUGUUUUGAAACUUGAAAUCACGUUGUGCUAUAUUCUGAAAUUGCAUGCAUUACAAACAAGAUGGUGUAUUUCAAUCAAAUGAUGUAGAUUUCAAAACACAAGUAAUGGAGAACACACAAGCUUUGGAUUUUGAUUUUGUAAAUUGUCUUUAUCAUUAUCAUUAUUUCGAUUUUACUGGAAAAACUGAUCUCUGAAAUUGAUAUCUAUGACUCACUACCUCAUCUUUCUUAUCUGUGAAUUCUCUUACAAUCCAGUUAUUUCAAAUGCCUGCAUCAUCAAAAUACACAUUCUAAAUCGCAGAUUUCAAACGAGCCUCUUGUUAAUUUGCAAAGUCAUCACGAAAUAUCUGUGUGUGUGCAACUUACUUGCAGGCCUAUGUAUUACAAGAGAGGGGAAGCCUGUUGGAACUGGUCGAUCCCUUGUUGGGUUUAGAUUACUCGUCAGAGGAGGCAAUGCUGAUGUUGAAUGUGGCUCUCUUAUGCACCAACGCCUCCCCAACUCUCAGGCCAACGAUGUCUCAAGUGGUGAGCAUGCUGGAAGGCAGAACAGCAAUCCAAGACCUGCUCUCGGACCCUGGUUAUUCCGCCAACAGAUCGAAGUACAAGGCCAUAAGGAAUCACUUCUGGCAGAAUCCAAGUAUGACUCAUACCAUGUCAGCGGACGAGGAUGGAUAUACCAAUUACUCGAGUACGCGGAUAGAAGUAGAAGAAGCUGGCAGUUUGUUAAGAGGAGGCUCCCUGACCAUUAAAGACUAGCUGGUAAUAACUUUGUGUAGUGUCAUUUUGUCUGGCAUUUUAGUUAACGUAAAUGUCCCUUUGUACAUGGCUACAUGCUUAGUUUUUAGAUCCUUCCUCUUGGCCGUAAGGCAUUUUGGUGACCUAAGAUAGAACUCCUUAGAUAUGUAUGCAAUUUGAAACCAUAAGAUUCAAGGUGUGGGCAGCAAUAAGAGAUUGCGACGGGGCUCGUGCACCGGGCACUGACGGUUUUACGUUGGCAUUCUAUAAGAAAUAUUGGCAUGUAAUAAAAAGAGGUCCUCCUCAAAGUAGUGGAUGAUUUUUAAUUCUCUUA